CGACGUCCAUUAGUCUAUACAACACAUGAAGAUUUCACCGUAAGUGGGGCUUGGACAAUAAUACCCCUACUGCGACCACUCACGACAAAGUGCAAGGGCAGCGAUGUCCGGUGGGUGCUGUUCGUCGAACCCCACACUGCCGUUAGGUGUGGUAAGCUGUUUGAAGCGCUGGCUGCGGCUGAUGAACAUCAGGACACAAUGUGGAUAGGCUAUCCGCUAAGUGAUGAAGAGCCAACCAUUAUCCACCACUUCAUGUUCUAUGAAGAACUGGAGGACGAAGGUGGUUUUGUUUACCCAUAUUUUGCUAGUGGAUUCGCGAUGAGGAUAAAGCUUAUGGAAAAACUUCUAGAAGAAGUCGAAAGUGGCAAAAAGAAAUUGGAAGCAGAUUUUUCAAUAGACCCAGCCUUUGAAUUGGCACAGCUAGUCUACGGUGACAGGAACAACCCGGGACCUCUUCUCACUCCCGACCUAAGCUUCUGUAUCGUGUCCGGGGAGAACUGCGCUACAUAUCCGCGACAGUUUGAUUUAUGUGGUAGUCCCAUACCUGAGGAGACGAUCUAUUUCGCUGUGAAGACCUGGAGUGGAUUUCACUCGACGAGAACUAAGGUUGUGAAGAAGACGUGGGGCAAACAUGUCUCGAAUCUGUACUUUUUUAGCGAUGAAGCUGAUCCAUCCAUUCCAACAAUAGAUACGGGCGUACCAAAUACUAAAACCGGACAUUGUGCCAAAACCAUAGCCAUAUUGAAACGAGCGGUCAAAAUGGUGGAAGAAAUGCCGCACAUUAAAUGGAUAUUCUUAGCUGAUGACGAUACUAUUCUGGGCGUGCAGAGACUGUGCGAAGUGCUCAGCUGCUACCGGGGCGGGCAGGACCGCACUGUUAUCGGCGAGAGGUACGGCUAUGGCUACGGCAACAUAGAAACUGCCGCCAAAGGCUACGAGUACAUAACGGGCGGGGGCGGGACGGUGCUGAGCGUGGGCGCGGCGCGGGAGCUCCGCUCGUGCGCGUGCGCGACGCGCGCCGCUCCCGACGACAUGGCGCUGGGCGCAUGCGCACGACGACGCAACGUCACGCUCGCGCACUCGCCGCUCUUCCACCAGGCGCGGCCACAGGAUUACGCGCGGGAAGUGUUGGCGCGGGACCGGCCGGUUUCUUUCCACCGGCACUCGUCCCCCGACCCGCUGCGGGUGUACGCUACUUGGUUUCAACAUGAAGAUUUGGCGCUAAAGCGUAGAAAGAACAAAGAUGAACUUUAG
Parnassius apollo (apollo) is the source of this 1254-nucleotide messenger RNA. Lineage: Eukaryota; Metazoa; Arthropoda; Insecta; Lepidoptera; Papilionidae. The record is from the annotation of a GenBank genome assembly.